CGCCGUAAACACACAACAUGGCGGCGGCGCCGGGGGCUCUGGGCGCCCUGCGGGCCGGCCGUGCGCGCUGGGCGGCGGCGGCGGCGGCGAGCGGGGCCCGGCCGGGCGCCCUGGCGCGGUGGGCCGGGGGCUGGGCGCGCGCGGCCGCGGGGGCGGCGGCGCGCAGGGCUUACAGCGCGGAGGCCAAGACGGAGGACGAGCUGCGGGUGCGGUACCUGGAGGAGGAGCACCGAGGAAUUGUGGUGCUUGGAUUAAACAGAGCUUAUGCCAAAAAUUCUAUCAGUAAAAAUCUAAUGAAAAUGCUGUCCAAAGCUGUGGAUGCUUUAAAAUCUGAUAAGAAAGUCCGGACCAUAAUCGUCAGGAGUGAAGUCCCGGGGGUUUUCUGUGCUGGUGCUGACCUUAAGGAGAGAGUGAAAAUGCACCCCAGUGAAGUCGGUCCUUUUGUCUCCAAAAUCAGAGCAGUGAUUAGUGAAGUCGCCAAUCUCCCGGUGCCCACGAUCGCGGCCAUCGACGGGCUGGCCCUCGGCGGGGGCCUGGAGCUGGCCUUGGCCUGUGACAUACGAGUAGCAGCGUCCUCUGCCAAAAUGGGCCUGGUUGAGACCAAGCUGGCGAUCAUUCCCGGUGGAGGGGGCACUCAGCGGCUGCCGCGCGCCAUCGGGAUGGCCCUGGCCAAAGAGCUCAUCUUCUCGGCACGUGUGCUUGACGGACAGGAGGCCAAGGCGGUCGGCCUGGUCAGCCACGUCCUGGAGCAGAACCAGGAGGGGGAUGCUGCCUACAGGAAGGCCUUGGACCUCGCCAAGGAAUUCUUACCUCAGGGACCUGUUGCAAUGCGAGUGGCAAAAUUAGCAAUUAAUCAAGGGAUGGAGGUUGACUUGGUGACAGGGUUAGCCAUAGAAGAAGCUUGUUAUGCUCAGACUAUUCCAACAAAAGAUAGACUUGAAGGUCUUCUUGCCUUUAAAGAGAAAAGGCCUCCUCGCUAUAAAGGAGAAUAGAAGAGAAAGAAAUCCCUGAAGUUUCCCUGUGAAAAAUGUACUUCUGGAAGUAUUUUUCAGACCUGCUGUAUGCUUGGCACGGGGAGUCCCCGCGGCCAGAGGGAAGAGCUGCAUCCCCUUUAGUGCAUUACACGUCUGGAAUGGCCCACGGUGUGUUCUGUCUAUGUCGUGUCCUGUCAUCUUCAUCCAGAUUGGUAACAUUAGUGUGUAUCAUGUCGGAAACACAGAUCCAGAGUUAGGCGUACAUUUUUAAAUAUUUCUUGCAUAUGAGGCUUUCUGUUCUUAACUUUUUAAUGUGAAUAAUUUAUAUAUUGCACACUCUAGGAGAUAAUAUUAUUGAUCGAAUGUCUACUGUGCUGCAAUAACAAAAAUAAAAAAUUGUUUCUACAUACCAAAAAUGUGAAGUUAAACCAAAUAAAGUCUCCCUAAGGGAUAAUACAUACUUGCACAGACACACCUACCUAUAUCCAUCUCAGACUAAUCCAGGAAUUAAUAUUCUGACAGAAAAUACCAAAUAUUAAUAAAAACCCGUUAAAAUGGA
Molecule: messenger RNA, 1533 nt
Organism: Sorex fumeus (smoky shrew)
Lineage: Eukaryota; Metazoa; Chordata; Mammalia; Eulipotyphla; Soricidae
Gene: AUH
Product: AU RNA binding methylglutaconyl-CoA hydratase
Exons: 10
Coding region: 18-992 (324 amino acids)
Biological process (GO): fatty acid beta-oxidation
Cellular component (GO): mitochondrion
Molecular function (GO): enoyl-CoA hydratase activity
Source: RefSeq, a predicted model, not a curated record